Molecule: messenger RNA, 849 nt
Organism: Gilbertella persicaria
Lineage: Eukaryota; Fungi; Mucoromycota; Mucoromycetes; Mucorales; Choanephoraceae
Product: proliferating cell nuclear antigen
Exons: 4
Coding region: 33-812 (259 amino acids)
Biological process (GO): regulation of DNA replication; leading strand elongation; translesion synthesis
Cellular component (GO): PCNA complex
Molecular function (GO): DNA binding; DNA polymerase processivity factor activity
Source: RefSeq, a predicted model, not a curated record
GUUUUCUUUUCUAUUCAUCUAUACAUCUUACCAUGCUCGAAGCUCGUCUCCAACAAGCCAAACUUCUCAAAUCUCUUCUUGAAGCUGUGAAAGAACUUGUGACUGAAUGUAACUUUGAAUGUAAUGACUCUGGUAUUGCUCUUCAAGCAAUGGAUAACUCUCAUGUUGCUUUGGUUGCCAUGUUAUUACGUUCUGAUGGUUUUGAUCCUUAUCGUUGUGACCGUAACUUGCCCUUGGGUAUCAAUUUGACUAACUUGGGUAAGAUCUUAAAGUGUGCUCGUAAUGAUGAUAUCUUGACCAUUAAGGCUGAUGACGAUGGUGAUGUGUUGACCAUGAUCUUUGAAAGCAAAGACAGUGACAAAGUGAGUGAAUAUGAUCUCAAGUUGAUGGAUAUUGAUAGUGAACACUUGGGUAUUCCUGAAACUGCCUAUGAAGCUGUUAUCACGAUGUCUUCUGCUCGUUUCCAAGAAAUCUGUCGUGAUUUAUCAAGUCUCAGUGACUCCGUGACUAUUGAAUGUACAAAGGAAGGUGUCAAGUUCUCUAGUGAUGGUGAAAUUGGUAAAGGUGCUAUCACUUUGAAGGCCAGCAGCAGUGUGGAUGAUGCUGAUGAUGCUACUGUGAUUGAACUCCAACAAGCUGUUGCCAUGACAUUCUCUAUUAAAUACCUUGUCAACUUUACAAAGGCUACUCCUCUUUCUGGACGUGUUAGUUUGAGCAUGUCUGCAGAUGUUCCUCUUUUGGUUGAUUAUAAACUUGAUAAUUUGGGCUAUGUUCGAUACUAUUUGGCUCCCAAGAUUGGUGAUGAAGCUUAAAUUGUACAAAAUAAAAUUUAUUUUUUUAAUCUAUAAG